Cicer arietinum (chickpea) is the source of this 737-nucleotide messenger RNA. Its product is annotated as heavy metal-associated isoprenylated plant protein 20-like. Gene Ontology annotation, molecular function: metal ion binding. The record is from RefSeq and is a predicted model, not a curated record. NCBI's taxonomy places the organism in Eukaryota, Viridiplantae, Streptophyta, Magnoliopsida, Fabales, Fabaceae.
UAGAUGUGAGGUUCACAAACAAUCUAGUUUCAUAUCAAAUUUUCUCUUUUCAAUAACAAGUUCGCUUGCCACAUUUUAAGGUCUUUGAGCACACAUAAAUGGGUAUUCUUAGAAAUCUUUCAGAAUAUAUCAUUGCUUGUUUAAAACCACCGGCGAAACGUAUUCCCAAGAAGACAGUUAAUAUCAGGGUGAAAAUGGAUUGUGAAGGUUGUGUAAGGAAAGUUAGAAAUGCGGUGGAAGACUUCGAAGGGGUGGAAUCUUUUGAUGUAAAUCAAAAGCUACAAAGAUUAACUGUGACUGGCUUUAUAGAUGCAAAGGAAGUCUUAGAAGAGGUGAAGAACACAGGAAAAACGGCUGACAUUUGGCCUUUUGUUCCCUACAAUUUAGUAACUUAUCCUUAUGCACGUGGUGCCUACGACAUGAAAGCACCAACUGGUUUUGUUAGGAAUGUCCCACAAGCUAUUGGUGAUCCUAAAUCUCCAGAGAUGAAGAUGAUGGUGCUUUUUAAUGAUGAUAACCCAAAUGCGUGUUCAGUUAUGUAAUUAAAUAUAUCAAAAGGGUUUGUGAAGCUUCUGUUUUGUUUGCCCCUUGUGUCUCAAGGAGUCCUUUGUUGCAAUCAUCAACUUGUUUAGAUCUAUAUGAUUUUGUUUUUUUUUCCACAACUAUGUAAAUACAAAAAAAUUACCCAUCACUUGUGGGAAAUUGGUAAAAAUGUUUGUUUGUGUUUCUAUGAAUAA